AAGAUCUCUCCGUGUCUCGCCCUGCUUUCUGCAGGGAGAGGCGUGAGGGGCCAAUUUCAAAACAACAAAACACAAUUGAAUUCAAUUUUGAUUUGAAAUGGAAGAUCAAGCUGCCAUGAAGGCCAUUGUGCCCCAACCCACUAAGAAACCCACAAAGAAGCGUGGGCCAAUGUCUAUUUUCAAGGCAGCCUUGUUCAUGGUACGACGUAAUCACAGCAAAAAGAAAGCUCCGGUGGCUGUCGACGUCGCCUCCAACGCCAUGAAGCUCGUCGGCUCCAUGCGCCCUCUCCACCUCCAGGAGAGCAACUCCCCGCCUCAGCCCCGCAUCCAUGUCUCCAUCUCCAUGGACAACUUCCAGGACGUCUACCCGCCGCCCAUCUCCCCCAGCGCCGCCUCUUCCUCCGGCAGUUCCAUCGACGGCAUGAGCCGCUACGCCUCCGCUCAGAACCUCCAAGAACUCGGCCGCUCCGACGACGACGAUGUCUGGGGUGACGGUGGAGACGAAAUGAUCGACAUCAAGGCCAAGGAGUUCAUCGCUCAGUUCUACGCGCAGAUGAGGCUUGAACGCUUGGAUUCCUUCAAACGUGCCACGGGCUAAUACACGUAAAUUCAUGCAUGCAUGAGGGCGCACGUACGUCGGUUUCAAGUCUAUUUUUUCCUUUUUCUUUUUUUCUUUUUUUAAUUCUCUCUUAUUUCCAAUUUUACACUUUUCAAGCCAAUGGGGUUAAGUAACUUAAGUUUCACUUGUCUGAUGAGAAAUGAAGAAGUACGAGGACGAAGAAAUUAAGGGGAGAAAUAAAGAAGAAAAAAUAAAAAUAAAGCAAAAGCAGAUAUCUCUGGGUUCGUGCUAUUUCAGAAAUAAAUUAUAUUAUUUAAUUAUUUAUUUAAACUUUUUUGUAAUUUGUAGGAUUUGUUUCUUCUAAUGAAAGAAAGAACAUUAGGCUGGGGAAGCCGUAUAAUGUGAGGCUGGAUUUUUCCCCUCAUUUUCUUGGGCUUUAUUUUUUAUUUUUUAUUUCCUUUCUCUGUAUAUUUUUCCAUUUGUCUCCUCUUACUUUUUCUGUUCUGUUCUCAUGCAUUUUCAUGCGGACAUCAGAAUUGAAUAAAUAUUUUAUGGAAUUUUAGCAA
Messenger RNA from Vitis vinifera (wine grape), 1125 nucleotides. RefSeq lists its product as uncharacterized. The transcript has a single exon. Bases 98 to 598 code for a protein of 166 amino acids. NCBI's taxonomy places the organism in Eukaryota, Viridiplantae, Streptophyta, Magnoliopsida, Vitales, Vitaceae. The record is from RefSeq and is a predicted model, not a curated record.